ACCGAAUACAAGUACCAACUACCAGUUAAUAGUACCGAGGGAGCUUCGUACAUGUCAAUUAUGGCGACGCCUAAAGGAUCCGAACUCAACAAAAUCAUUUGUUGGAACUUGGGAACGAACGUCUGCUACGUCCCAGACGAAGAGAAAACGUACCCCAUUGCGGUCGUUUCUUGUCCUCCUAAAUCAACAAUAGUCGGUUUCAAGGGUGAGAGCUUCAACUACGAAGGAAACAAGUACGUGGCAAACGUAGGAAUUUAUUGCGGGUCCACUAUAAAUACCCCUAGUUUUUCUUCUACAGGAUCCAUAUCUCUUACCAACUCUUCUUCCGUAGUUAUCCCAGCAGGUUUCCAACAAAAAAUAGUCUUAAACACGCGAGGCUUAGGAAUCAACGACGCGUACUCUAACGUGAUAUUCAACUGCCCCUCCUAUCUGGAAAGCAUACAAGGAUUGAACAGUGAACUAGGCUGUUUCUAUCUGAGAAUUCCUACUGCUGUUGAACCAAACGAACAAUUCCAAGUUCAGUACUACGUUUUCCCAUCCGCAAGCAACAUGCAAAACGGCACAACUGCUGGUCAAAACUCUAUGCUGCCGGCGGUUACUGGACCCGACAACGGAUCCCAAGUUUUUUUCUUCUACAGUAACUUUUGCGUCGAGUCUCUACAGUCGACUGCCUUGCCAAGAAAAGUUGAAGGCAAUUGCCCAGUUGGAAUAAAAACUGACUACCUCGAAUCUCCAGUUGGGUACUGCCUUGAAAUUGUGAAUAAGGAGUGUCCAAACGUUUCCAAUGUAGUGCUCUUCCCGGGAGCUAAUCUUUCCCUCUCAAACGAACCUUUGCUCGUAGAAAUAAGCUGGGUCUAUGAAAAUUCAAGCGAACCGGAAGCAGGUGACUGUGCUGCAAUCGGACUGUUUAGCGACACCUCUGAAACUUUCUCCGGCUAUGGUUCCUAUGCUCCUUCCAAUUCUAGCGGUCUCGCUAUCUACAGUCAAUUUAAACCCGGAACUUAUCCAGCUAUUCAGUAUAACGAUAGCUUGAACUAUUCAACCACUCCGCUUUCCAAAGCGUCUUACGGUUCCUGUUACACUUACACCCAAAUCAAAUUGACGGACAGCACAGUCGCAGUUUUUACGGCCCAAAACUCGAGUCAAGCGUACACUGCAAACCCACCAGAGAACGAUCUUCUCAAGGUGAUUAGUUCCCAAGUCAGUAUUUCUUCCGAACCUCCUACAGGAUUGUGGAUCGGGUCGUCUAAUGGAAGUCUACAGAGCUCUCAAAUUUUUUUCUGGGUCAGAGCGCGGUCCGGGCUGCCUCAGAUGACUCAGGAAUAAAUUGGAAAAAGGGGGUGCGCAACUGUGGACCGGAUUGCGAAUCCCGUUUCCAGCCCGUCUUGCUCUUUAAAACCGGAGCUUCGUCAUUUUUAUUUCUCGGUUGGAGAUGUUGAAUAGAGUCGUUUGCAUAAAUUUCUUUCAUUUCUUUUUUUCUUCUGGUAGGGUGUGAAGGCGAACG
Messenger RNA from Galdieria sulphuraria, 1504 nucleotides. RefSeq lists its product as uncharacterized. Lineage: Eukaryota; Rhodophyta; Bangiophyceae; Galdieriales; Galdieriaceae. The transcript has a single exon. The record is from RefSeq and is a predicted model, not a curated record. Bases 61 to 1326 code for a protein of 421 amino acids.